AUGGCGGAAGAAUCCCCUGAGCUCCAGGCCGCUUUGCGGAGCCUGGAUAAGGAAUUGGAGGAGGGCGAUAUCACCGAGAAAGGAUACCAGAAGCGACGUACGGUCCUGCUCUCGCAGUAUUUCGGCCCAAACAAACCUCUUGAGAUCAGUCCUCACGCCACCGCCGGCUAUGAUCCGUCUCCGACCAGCUCUACCAUGGCGCCGCCGGCCAUCUUGAAUGUCCGACCCCCAACUGCCGAGUCAUCUAUCCCUGGGGUGUCAUCUCCAACCUAUGCGGGCGAUUACAAUGAUCAUUACAGCGGAAGUCUCGGGUAUGACCAUGGCCCUGGUAUAGAUCAAAGUCAACAAAGGAGACCGUCAGGGCCACUUGGAGGGGACGGCGCGGGCAUGCUACAAGCCAGUGCCCAUGACCGGAUGCCUUCCUCGAGUUCCUACGACUCAUUAUUCCUUCCCAGACCCCCAGUAGCGGGGCCUCCAGGCCAAGAUGGCUCCAGAACUGCAACUCUUAUGAGCCAAAACUACGCGUUCAACCCUAAUUCGCAACCGGAGUAUGUCUCACAGCCUGAGUUCGACCAACCCGAAUACGCCCAGGCCGAGUAUCCUCCGAAUGAAUACGCCCAGCCCGAGUUUGCGGAUGACGGGAUGGGCUAUUAUGACCCCGCGUCUGGUGGCCCAACGCGACAGUCGACGAUGCUUGAUUCUCAACAAGGUUACUUUUCCGAUUUCGCAGGACAGCAACAUGACGAUUAUAGAGAUAGCUACGGCGGUGGCUUUCAUCGCUACUCUCAGUCUGGCGAAGCCUUCUCACCCACUGCCAAUAUGGCACCUCCAUUGAUGCCCGCCUCGGAUCUUCAGCAUGGACCGGCGAUUGAACAUUUGCUUCCUCUCGAGCCACGAGAGAUUCCUUUUGCGUUGAACGAUCCUCACGACAAAAACAUUCCAAUGUCCAACUUCGACAACCUUCCUGCGGUCCUGCGACACCGUGCUCGAGCCCACCCCAAGCAAGCGGCGUAUUGGGUAUUGGAUCAGAAAGGAAAGGAACUUGCGUCAAUCACUUGGGAAAAGCUCUCCGCUCGCGCAGAGAAAGUUGCUCAAGUCAUUCGCGACAAGAGUAAUCUCUACCGUGGCGAUAGAGUUGCUCUCAUCUACCGCGAAGCUGAGAUCAUCGAAUUCGCUGUUGCGCUUCUAGGCUGUUUCAUUGCUGGGGUUGUCGCAGUCCCAAUCAACAGCCUGGACGAUUAUACAAGUCUCAACUUGGUCCUCACGUCCACGCAAGCACACUUGGCCCUGACUACUGAGAACAACCUGAAGAAUUUCCAACGCGACAUCACUGCACAGAAGCUCAGCUGGCCACGAGGAGUCGAGUGGUGGAAGACGAAUGAAUUCGGCAGCUUCCAUCCGAAAAAGAAGGAUGAUACGCCUCCAUUGCAGGUCCCUGAUCUGGCCUACAUUGAGUUUGCCCGGGCUCCAACUGGUGAUUUACGUGGUGUCGUGAUGAGCCAUCGGACUAUCAUGCACCAGAUGGCAUGCCUGAGUGCCAUAGUCUCCACAGUCCCCACAGAUGCCAGUGCCAGGCAAUACGCCAGCAAAGGUGAAACAAUCAUCAGUUAUCUCGAUCCUCGGCAAGGUAUCGGUAUGAUCAUGGCAAUUCUCUUCACGGUCUACGGUGGCCAUACCACGGUCUGGCACGAAGAUCGCGCGGUGGAGACACCUGGUCUCUAUGCCCAUCUUAUCACCAAAUAUAAGGCGACUGUCAUGGCGACUGACUACUCUGGUCUCAAGAUCGCCACAUACAACUACCAGCAAGAUCCGAUGUCUACCAGACAUUUCAAGAAGAACUCUGAGCCUAAUUUCAGCAGUGUCAAAAUUUGCCUCAUCGACACUCUUACCCUCGACCCUGAGUUCCACGAAAUCUUGGCCGACAGAUGGCUUCAGCCAAUGAGAAACCCACGAGCCAGGGAAAUAGUGGCUCCUAUGCUGUGCUUACCGGAACAUGGAGGUAUGGUCAUCAGUAUGCGUGAUUGGCUUGGUGGAGAAGAGCGCAUGGGAUGCUCUUUGACCCACGAAAUGGAUCCGGCUGGCCGUGACGAUAAGAAGGAAGAUGAGACCCUUGUCAAGUCCGGGACCAACACUGGCUUCGCAAGUAGUCUUCUUGGGGGUGGAUCACGGGUAUCCGUCCCAAAACAGGAGACCAAAAAUGAGCUCAGUGAGGUUCUAUUGGAUAAGGAAGCCUUGAAAAGCAACGAGGUCGUUGUCUUGGCCAUGGGCGAAGACGCCAGGAAGUACGCCAGCAGCAUGCCACAUGCUGUUCGCGUUGGUGCCUUUGGUUAUCCCAUCCCCGAUGCAACCCUUGCCGUUGUUGACCCUGAAACUAACCUGCUCUGCACACCAAACGUUGUUGGAGAAAUUUGGGUUGACUCUCCGUCUCUUUCGGGUGGCUUUUGGGCCUUGCCUAAGCAUACCGAGGCCAUCUUCCACGCUCGUCCCUAUAAGUUUGAGGAGGCCAACCCGACCCCCGUUCUUGUGGAGCCAGAGUUCCUGCGCACUGGUCUGCUCGGAUGUGUGAUUGAGGGUAGGUUGUUUGUCUUGGGUCUCUACGAGGACCGUCUCCGUCAGAAGGUGGAGUGGGUCGAACACGGCCAGGAGAUCGUUGAGCAUAGAUACUUCUUUGUUCAGCAUCUCACUGUCAGCAUCCUGAAGAAGGUGCCCAAAAUCCAUGACUGCACCGCGUUCGAUGUCUUUGUGAACGAUGAGCAUCUUCCAGUAAUUGUCUUGGAGUCUUAUUCGGCAUCAACGGCGCCAACGACAUCUGGUGGGCCACCCAGACAGCUUGAUUCCGUCUUGCUUGAUUCGUUGGCAGACCGAUGUAUGGAAAUCCUAUACCAAGAGCAUCACCUGCGAGUAUACUGCGUUCUGCUUACGGCUCCUAAUACUCUACCUCGUGUCACCAAGAACGGUAGACAGGAGAUCGGCAAUAUGCUCUGUCGCAAGGACUUCGAAACUGGCAUGUUGCAAGCAGUACAUGUCAAAUUCGGAGUUGAACGAUCAGUGAUGAAUCUGCCCGUCGGCGUCGAUCCUGAGGGUGGUAUCUGGUCUCCUCUUGCGCUGGCAUCGAGGCAAGACAUGCUCGCUUACCAAGAAAAGCAAUACUCGGGUGUUGAUUAUCGUGAUGUUGUCAUGGAUGAUCGGACCUCCACGCCAUUGAACAAUUUCAACACUAUUGUGGAUCUCCUCCAGUGGCGAGUUUCUCGCCAGGCCGAAGAACUUUCAUACUGCUCCAUUGAUGGCCGCGGAAAAGAGGGCAAGGGCAUUACUUGGAAGAAAUUCGAUCUCAAGGUUUCUGCUGUGGCUACCUACCUAAAGAAUAAGGUUAAGGUGCGGCCAGGUGAUCAUCUUGUGCUGAUGUACACACACUCGGAGGAAUACAUCUAUGCUGUUCAUGCUUGCUUCUGCUUGGGUGCUGUUGCCAUCCCAAUGGCACCUAUCGAUCAAAAUCGUCUUUCGGAGGAUGCGCCUGCAUUCCUGCAUAUUAUCAGCGAUUUCGGCGUGAAGGCCAUCAUUGUCAACACGGAGGUCGAUCAAGUUAUGAGACAGAAGCUGGUGUCUCAGCACAUCAAGCAGUCUGCCCAGGUUCUUCGAAUUGGCGUUCCUGCCAUCUACAACACCACGAAGCCUUCGAAACAGUCCCACGGAUGUCGCGAGCUUGGCUAUACAGUGAAGGAUGCUUGGCUCCAGGGCAACAAGCCCGCUCUGAUUUGGACUUACUGGACUCCUGAUCAGCGAAGAAUCUCCGUCAACAUUUCCCAUGAAACUAUUAUGGGCAUGUGCAAGGUCCAAAAAGAGACAUGCCAGAUGACAAGCUCGAGGCCAGUCCUUGGAAGUGUUCGUAGUACCUUGGGCCUUGGGUUCCUCCACACCUGUCUGAUGGGUAUCUUCGUUGGCGCCCCCACAUAUCUCGUCUCCCCUGUCGAUUUUGCUACAAACCCCAUGACCCUCUUUGUUACCCUAGCUCGAUACAAGAUCAAGGACACUUACGCCACCAGCCAGAUGUUGGACUAUGCCAUGAGUGCCAUGGCUGGAAAGGGUUUCCAAUUGCAAGAAUUGAAGAACCUGAUGAUCUCCUCGGAGGGCCGCCCUCGGGUGGAUAUCUAUGGAAAGGUUCGCCUGCACUUUGCCAACGCUAGUUUGGAUCGCACAGCAAUCAACGUGGUGUACUCACACGUUCUCAAUCCCAUGGUCACUACACGAUCAUACAUGUGCAUUGAGCCAAUUGAGCUCUGGCUCGACCUGCGCAGCCUUCGUCAAGGUCUUAUCUACCCCGUCGACCCUGACGCCGACCCAACUGCUCUCCUGUUGCAGGAUUCGGGUAUGGUCCCGGUCAACACGCAGAUCGCAAUCGUGAACCCAGAAACAUGCACUCUCGCCCACGUUGGAGAGUACGGUGAGAUUUGGAUUCAAUCCGAUGCUUGCGCCCAGGGAUUCUACAAAUCAAAGCAGGAAUUCGACGUCGAGCGAUUGAAUGGCCGUGUCGCGGAUGGCGAUCCCAAUGUUCCCUAUGUCCGUACCGGUGACCUUGGUUUCCUUCACACGGUUACCCGGCCUAUUGGUCCUAAUGGUCAGCCGGUCGAGAUGCAAGUUCUUUUCCUUCUUGGUGGUAUUGGUGAGACAUUCGAGGUCAACGGUCUCAAUCACUUCCCUGUCGACAUUGAGAACUCAGUGGAAAGGUGUCAUCGCAACAUUGUGAAUGGAGGAUGUGCUAUCUUCCAAGCCGGCGGCCUGGUUGUCGUUGUGGUCGAAGUCACCCGGAAGGCUUACUUGGCAUCUUUGGUGCCUGUGAUUGUCGAUGCCAUCCUCGCGGAGCACCAGGUUAUCGCCGAUAUCGUUGCUUUCGUCUCUUAUGGCGAUUUCCCUCGCUCGCGUCUGGGUGAGAAGCAGCGCGGAAAGGUUCUUGCCUCCUGGGUCACUCGGAAGCUUCGUACCAUUGCUCAAUUCAGCAUUCGCGACUUGGAAGGCUCCGACAAUCCAUUUGGCGAAGUUCCUCACCACCGUCUGAGUAGGGUCUCCAAGCCCGGAAGCACCAUGGGUGCCAGCAUCCGACAGUCUAGCAUGAACCCCGACAUGGAGCCGCUCCCACAAUCGCCGGCUGGAGUGACGUUGGAGGAGACCAUCCACCCGUCCGCAACCUAUGCUGCGGACAAUGGCGGUUCCCUGCGACGACUUGAGACAGCUACCGACAACAGCGUGAAAUCAACCCCUGUCCCGGAGCCUACCCCUGGUGUGCCUCACAUCAAGGAGCCACAGUCUGCGACCAUUGUCACCGAGUUCGACGAUCAUCACUACGAUACAUUGGAUCACCCAGAGGGCGUCCCGGAUGCCAACCGUAACUUCCGAUUCAGCUUCGAGACCGCGACUGAGCCUCAGGGCCAUGGAUACGCUGGAGAGGAGCCGCCGUCAACCGGACAUGGCUCUUUUACCGGCCAACAAGGAUGGGAUUAUAACGGCGGACAAGCGAUUGGCGUCGCCCACGCCGACGCUGGCCGGCCACGCACGCAGGACAGCGGGCUCAUUGAUGACUGGCCCCAAGAGGCGCUGAUAUACCAGGACGCGCUGGGCGCAGAGGAUGGUCAUCACCAAACUCAUGCCCGAAACCCUUACGACGGAAGCGGGUACGCUGCUUAA
Molecule: messenger RNA, 5679 nt
Organism: Penicillium olsonii
Lineage: Eukaryota; Fungi; Ascomycota; Eurotiomycetes; Eurotiales; Aspergillaceae
Source: the annotation of a GenBank genome assembly